Molecule: messenger RNA, 2946 nt
Organism: Plasmodium inui San Antonio 1
Lineage: Eukaryota; Apicomplexa; Aconoidasida; Haemosporida; Plasmodiidae
Exons: 1
Coding region: 1-2946 (981 amino acids)
Source: RefSeq, a predicted model, not a curated record
AUGUUUCAAAGCAGGGCAGUUUGUUCCAGGAAAACAUUUGACGUAUUCGCUGUCCGCUUUCUCAUUCCCACCGAAGCGAUAGGAGGGAGGUGUAUUCCCUGCCGCAAAUUCAGCGGCAGGAAGACUCUGGUGUAUGAGCACAUUGAUGAUGAGGACUUCCUAACAAGGAGAGGAGACUCCAUCAAUUCGAUUGUCAACCACAGAUACGUCAAUGAGAAGAUGCGCCAGAUUAAUUCGCUGUUGAAGGGCUGCCAUGUUAGCUGCGGCAUGCAACAUGGGUUUUGCAAGCAGGGAAGAGAGAACAAACACGGAAGUGAAACCAGCCAGGGAGGUGACACCCACCAGGGAAGUGACAAUGAACACAUUGAUCAAGUCAUUAAAAUUCUGUACACACUAUGUGUGAAGGGCAAUAUUGAUACCUCUGACGAUCGCGUUAGCUACUCUGUGAACUUCGUCCUGCGCUAUGUGAAUGCAUACUUGGAGGAUGCCCCCAUGAUCGGAGGACAGAAAGAAGGAAGGGGGGGGGAAAAAAAAUUCGUCAGCAUAAACAGCUAUAUGCUCCUUUUAGAUAUCUUAAAAACUCUCCAUAUGAAGGAGGAAUAUAGCAACCUACUCAGACACGUUAGCGAGAACAUACACUUCUUCUCUGUAGACGUCGUUAAGAGAAUUGCCCUUAACUACGACUUCAGUGAACGGUACCAUCCGGGCGGGGGUGACCAUCUGAGGAGAAAUGUCUUUUCCUUCUUUAAGGAGGUCAUACGUUACAUGUAUGGGCUGAUUCAGUCUGACAGCGAGCUGUACUACAGAGAGAUAAACAACAUGAACACGUGCAUUAACAUAUGCACACACUUCUUCUUCGGGAAGAAGUACUUCCCACGGAAAAAAACUUACCAUUAUGACGUAGACGAGGAGGUCGUCUAUCUGUACAGCAUGAAUUAUAUUUACAUAAAGCAUAUAGCCACGCUUGCCGAUAUGGUACGCAUCAGGGGAAGGUCAAAGAAAGAGGACUCUUCGCCAAGGAACUCGCCUAAUGAUAGGUUGUUUCCCCCUUCCUCCCUGGCAGAUCUCUCUGCAGCGAAAUACGAAUGGGGAGGAGGCACGUCGGGUGAGUAUGGCAGUCACAUUGGCAAAACACCUGACAAGCUCCGAACUGAUACUCAGGAUAUGCUAGACAGUUGUGCGGACAAGGACACCCGGGAUAAUUCCCUCGCCCCACGCAUCGGACGAAACCACACACACAUCACGGAGGACUUCCAUUUUAACUUCCACGCAGUUGACACAAUUUACGUACUGUACAACUUCUACACACACUUCCUUUUGAAAAAAAAAAAACAGUCAAGGAAGGAACAUGUAUUCCUCUUCUUCCCCGAGGUACGAGAUAACAUUACGGACAUUCUGCUCAGCUUCAUUCGGACACUCAGAAGAGACAUCAUCGAAAAUAAAGGCGUGACGAAUAAGAAAGUGAUCGCUUCCCUGGAGAGAGUGCUAAUCCUGGGGAUAGCCUUCGAUGUCCCCUUUGCUUUGAGGCCCUUCUUACUUUAUCACUGCAACGUUUUUCUGUUAAACAAGUUCGACUUAUCUUUGCUGGACAACGUAAAAUUGUUAGCUCUUCUAAGGCAGCUCCAACGGGGAAGCGCAGCGGGGGAGGAAGCGCAAAUGACCGAAGCGCCGCUUCAACGAGGCGACAACUCCUUUGACCAGCUAGCCAAAAUGGACAACCCCAUUGUGCAGGUGGAAAAAAAAGAAAAAAAAAAAAAAAAAACUCCUCCAGACCAGCUGCACACAGAGCGAGACGAGACCAAUACAGGGCAUUCCGCUGGACGCCAGACGAGCAGCCACCUCUUCCUGGAAAACUUGAUAAAGUUAAUUUUUGACAACUUAAAAAAAUGCCUACAUAACGCAAAGGGGAACGACCUGUGCAUGCUGAUACCCGCAGUGUACGCAUACCACAAGUACAUGGAUGAGGAAUUAAAAAAUAUAUUAACCGUUCAGGUGAUUUGCAACAAGGAAAGUAUGAACGCAGCGAACGUGGUGAACAUUUUACGAGUGUUUUGCAAAAUGGGAUAUAAGAAUGAACUUAUUGACAAGUUUGUCUACAACAACAUGAAGUUUGUCACUCAUGGGGGGGAUAAGAAGUGGACGGAUGACCAGUGGAAGGAUAAGGAGUGGGCAGAUAACUCCCCUGCCGCAGAACGGGACGACACACAAAAUGUGUGCUUUUCCUGUCCCAAGUUAUUUCUCCUCUUCUUCUAUUACAAAGGUAAAAAUGGUUUAUUCACAUACAAGGAUAUUUACUACGUGGAGAAUUACAUUCAGAGUUGCUUCCUCGAGAUGAGCAUUAAGGAUUUUAUUUUCCUUCUGUUGAUUUAUUCCAAAAAUGGAGUAUUCUUUCUACCCCCAUUGUUGCUUAAAAUUUGUGCCAUUUUUAACAACGGGAAGAAGUACAUACCUGGGGAUGACCUCCUCUUCGGGUUGUUUCUGCUCGCGAAAAAUUAUCACUCCCUCGCGAGUUCUUCCGAUGAGAGGGGUGGUGCGCAGGAUGGCUUCGUCCCUCAGCAACCCCUCAGUGCCAAGGACAAAAUUAACCUGUUCAGGAAGAGUCAGUACAGUCAACUACAUAUAGACAAUUUUGUCAACACGAUCAACGAGGUGUUACUGUACCUGUACGAUGAUAAGCUGAUUAACUGCAAGGCGGACGAGGUGAGGCAAUUGCAGGGGGGGGAAACAGACAGUGAUGAUUCCCGCGCUGGAGGGAAUGAGACAGAUCGGCUGAUAAAUAACAUGGCCCUGCAGAGCGAUCAUUCCUUUCUUCACACUCCAAGUGAAACGAAAAAUAAUUGGAAAAGCAUCUUUAGCAAUGUAAAGUAUAACAUGAGAAUGAUGAAAAUUUUUUACCUCUUAUAUUACCCUCUCUUAAAUGGACAAAAAAAAAAAAAAAAAUUCUGA